AUGACUUCCCUUUCAAAAACCAUCGUCGCCACAGGUUUUUCGUCCGGCAUUGGCCUCGAAGUGCUCAAACAACUCUUGGAACAAGCAACUCCAUACAAAGUCAUCCUCGGCGCCCGCGACACCAAAUCUACCAAUGAUGCCAUUGCCAAAUUGCAGUACGACAAGGCCGCUAAUGCCGUGACCGUUCUACCCGUUGAGUUGUCCGACCUGAAGACCGUCCAGACAUUUGCCCAGCAGGCACUAGAAAAGGUUGGCACCGACAGGAUUGACUAUCUGAUGCUGAAUGCCGGCAUGUUGAAGGGCGGGGAAAAAGGGACUCAUGGCAAAUGGUGCGACGCUGCUCUUAUCAACCAUUUUUCGCAACAUUAUUUGACGCAUUUACUUCGUGAGAAACUGGUUGCAUCUAAAUCACGGGUUGUUGUCGUUUCUUCCGGUGCUGUUCGCAACAUUGACGAUCCAGCUACCCUCGAAGCAACCCUCGCGAAUGGUUCUGGCGCAGAACCCUUCCCAGUCUACCGCGCCAGCAAAUUCGUACAACUCCUCGGAGCGCACUGGUGGCGACGCCAGCUCCAGGGCCAGUGUGAUGUUGUCGCCGUCUCGCCCGGCUUGAUUCCUCACACAGGUCUUGGACGUGGCUCGGGGAUCGAAAUUCCCGCCCAUUUGCCGGAUGCAAAGUCUGUACCCGAGGGCGCACAGAGCAUCAUCGCGGCAAUGUCGCGCAGCGACUUUCCCGAGGAUAGGGACAGGAUCUUCCUGACCAGCUGGGGUGAGUGGUGGGAGAAGAAGGUUAUUGAGAGGACGGUGGACAAGGAGCUGCAGGAUAAAUGGUCGCCGAGUAGGGAGGAGCUGGAGAAGGAUGCUGGAAUUGCAUGA
Molecule: messenger RNA, 873 nt
Organism: Pochonia chlamydosporia 170
Lineage: Eukaryota; Fungi; Ascomycota; Sordariomycetes; Hypocreales; Clavicipitaceae
Product: Short-chain dehydrogenase/reductase SDR
Exons: 4
Coding region: 1-873 (290 amino acids)
Source: RefSeq, a predicted model, not a curated record